Entrophospora sp. SA101 is the source of this 1368-nucleotide messenger RNA. The record is from the annotation of a GenBank genome assembly. Lineage: Eukaryota; Fungi; Glomeromycota; Glomeromycetes; Entrophosporales; Entrophosporaceae.
AUGAAUCAAAGCUCUAAAAAUAAAGAAUUUGUAGAUUAUGUCAAUUCAUUGCCUGGAACUCAAAUAAAAGAAAAACUUCGUUGGUAUUGGUCAGAUUUCACAAAUCAAAAAGAUUUUGAUAAUGCGGUGUAUAUUGAUUGUAUAAACUUUUGGAAGAAAAUUUUAGACGAGUGUAGUAGAAGUAAAUGGCUAGGCGAAGAUGUUUUUUGCAUAGAAAUAAGCGACUCCACCAAAAAAAUAUUUGCAAGUUAUAAUGGACAUGAACCUAUUGGGAUUCAAUGUGUUAUUAAAGAAAUGUAUUUAGAAUCAGAAUUGAUGCCUCUUAAAGAGUAUUGUUCAACUUUUAUUUCACAGGGUUGGUUAAGUUGGAUAUACACUAGGUUAGUAUCACAACCAAUAGCAUGGACAUUUCAAAAUUUAACAGGAUCAGAGCCUACUAAUAUUAUUUCAGGAAAAUGGGUGAAAAUUGAUAAACUGAAAGAAUCAUCAACCAAAAUUAUUCAACUUCAUGAAAAAAUUGCAUUAAAUCGGAUUUCUGAUAAUCUUUAUACACUUGCUACAUUUAAGUCAGAAUUUGCAGCUAAAGUAAUUCCUGGUUCGAUGCUUACAGAUACUGACAUAAAAGUGCUAAUCACUUAUUUAGAAUAUGAUCUUAAAGUCAUCGUAACAAAAAGUUUGAGUAAUGGGUCUCCUCAUAAAUAUGAUAGCAAUCCUGAUGAUUUGGUGAUCAAGUUUUGUUUGAAAAAAUAUAAAUUGAAACUUGAAAUUACGGAAUUGGAUUGUAACAUUAUUACAAUAAAGGAAACAUCACGGAAACUACAUGAACAAAUUCAAGAUAUAGAAACUCGAAUCAAAGAGUUAAAGACAGCUGCUAGUAAAUAUAUUUCUCUUAAGCAGAAAACACUAGCAAUGAAAUAUUUGCGAAAAAAACUAAAACUUGAUAAAAUUUUAGUUAAAAGAAUAAACUCUUUGGAAGCAGUCGAAACAAUCCUAUUAAAAAUUCAAGAAGCUGUAUCUGAUGCAGAGAUAAUUGAAGGUUAUAAAGCUGGGGCUGAUGCAUUGCAAAAUACUUUGGUUAUAAGUGGUCUAACAAUUGAUAAAGUAGAUGAAACAAUGGAUCAUCUACAAGAAGUUCUUGCAGAUCAAAAGGAAAUUGAAGAUGCUAUGAAAUCAGGACAGGAUUCAAUACUUGUUGCAGCAUUAAAUAAUGAUGUUGACGAUGAAUUAGAAAAAGAAUUAGAGAAUUUAUUAGCUGCAGAAGAAGAAAGAAAGGUGGUGAAAGAAGAAGUGAAGCAACCAAUAAAAGAAAAAAAUCAAGAGUUAGAAAAAUUAGAAACAAAAUUACAUGACUUGAAGCAUUUUUGUUAG